Malurus melanocephalus (red-backed fairy wren) is the source of this 1218-nucleotide messenger RNA. RefSeq names its product proteasome 26S subunit, ATPase 5 (gene PSMC5). The transcript is spliced from 9 exons. Gene Ontology annotation, cellular component: proteasome regulatory particle, base subcomplex. Gene Ontology annotation, molecular function: ATP hydrolysis activity; ATP binding; proteasome-activating activity. Gene Ontology annotation, biological process: proteasome-mediated ubiquitin-dependent protein catabolic process. Lineage: Eukaryota; Metazoa; Chordata; Aves; Passeriformes; Maluridae. The annotation marks the transcript as partial. The record is from RefSeq and is a predicted model, not a curated record.
GCUCUGGGCUGGGCUUUGGGGUCUCCAGUCCCUGGGGCCGGUGCAGAGCUGUGCCUGUCCCUGUCCCCAGUGCGGCUGCUGCGGGAGGAGCUGCAGCUGCUGCAGGAGCAGGGAUCCUACGUGGGAGAGGUGGUGAGAGCCAUGGACAAGAAGAAGGUGCUKGUCAAGGUGCACCCAGAGGGGAAGUUUGUGGUGGAUGUAGACAAGAACAUUGACAUCAACGAUGUGACCCCCAACUGCCGCGUGGCACUGCGCAAUGACAGCUACACCCUGCACAAGAUCCUGCCCAACAAGGUGGACCCGCUGGUGUCCCUCAUGAUGGUGGAGAAGGUGCCCGACUCCACCUACGAGAUGAUCGGGGGUCUGGACAAGCAGAUCAAGGAGAUCAAGGAGGUCAUCGAGCUGCCCGUGAAGCACCCGGAGCUCUUUGAGGCRCUGGGCAUYGCCCAGCCCAAGGGGGUGCUGCUCUACGGCCCCCCUGGCACGGGGAAGACGCUGCUGGCCAGGGCUGUGGCCCAUCACACCGACUGCACCUUCAUCCGUGUCUCGGGCUCCGAGCUCGUGCAGAAGUUCAUUGGGGAAGGGGCCCGCAUGGUGCGGGAGCUGUUCGUGAUGGCGCGGGAACACGCGCCCUCCAUCAUCUUCAUGGACGAGAUCGACUCCAUYGGCUCGUCGCGCCUGGAGGGCGGCUCGGGCGGUGACAGUGAGGUGCAGCGCACCAUGCUCGAGCUCCUCAACCAGCUCGAYGGCUUCGAGGCCACCAAGAACAUCAAGGUGAUCAUGGCCACCAACAGGAUUGACAUCCUGGACUCAGCGCUGCUGCGCCCCGGCCGCAUCGACAGGAAAAUUGAGUUCCCCCCUCCCAACGAGGAGGCUCGCCUGGACAUUCUCAAGAUCCACUCGCGGAAGAUGAACUUGACCCGGGGCAUCAACCUGCGGAAAAUCGCGGAGCUCAUGCCGGGUGCCUCGGGGGCUGAGGUGAAGGGGGUGUGCACAGAGGCCGGGAUGUAUGCGCUAAGGGAGAGGAGAGUGCAUGUCACACAGGAGGACUUUGAGAUGGCUGUGGCCAAGGUGAUGCAGAAGGACAGUGAGAAGAACAUGUCCAUCAAGAAGCUGUGGAAGUAACAGUGAGGCCGGAGCUGCCCCSGCCCUGCUGUCCCCUCAAUAAAGAGCUGCCAUGGCCAGGCCUGGGCACUGAGUUGGGGACUCAUUUGGGGA